Messenger RNA from Zophobas morio, 924 nucleotides. RefSeq names its product exosome complex component RRP42-like. NCBI's taxonomy places the organism in Eukaryota, Metazoa, Arthropoda, Insecta, Coleoptera, Tenebrionidae. Gene Ontology annotation, cellular component: nuclear exosome (RNase complex); cytoplasmic exosome (RNase complex). Gene Ontology annotation, biological process: U4 snRNA 3'-end processing; TRAMP-dependent tRNA surveillance pathway; exonucleolytic trimming to generate mature 3'-end of 5.8S rRNA from tricistronic rRNA transcript (SSU-rRNA, 5.8S rRNA, LSU-rRNA). The transcript is spliced from 11 exons. Gene Ontology annotation, molecular function: mRNA 3'-UTR AU-rich region binding. The record is from RefSeq and is a predicted model, not a curated record. Bases 8 to 889 code for a protein of 293 amino acids.
CUUUAAAAUGUUAAACAAACUUUCUUCCUUUGAGAAAGAAUUUAUUUUAGACGGCGUCCAAAAGGACAUCCGUGCAGACGGGAGAUCUUGUUUUGAUUACCGUCACUUGACCAUUGAAACGGGAGUUUUAUCAAAUACAAGCGGUUCUUCCCGUUUACGUCUCGCCGCCACCGACGUUUUAGUCGGCAUUAAAGUAGAGUUAGGGCGUCCUCUGCCAGGCCAAGAUGAAGGACAAAUUUUAUUUUCGGUUGAAUGUUCUACUAGCGCCUCUCCAGAGUUUCAGGGACGAGGUGGAGAUCUUUUAAGCGCUUGUUUAACGAGAUGUUUAGAAAGAAUGAUUGCUAACAAAAAGGCCAUCGAUAUGAAUAAGCUUAUUAUUAUCCCCGAAAAACAGUGUUGGAUUAUUUACGUUGACACAAUGAUUUUAGUUAACGGCGGAAACGUCCUUGAUGCCAUAUCGCUCGCUAUUAGGGCUGCUCUGUUGGAUGUAAAAAUCCCUGAAAUUUCUGUCGUUGAGGAUGGCGAUAACUACGAACUCGAGAUCUCUGACAAUCCUCAAGCAUGCCAAACUUUGGAUCUUGGAAGUUGGCCUGUUCUCGUGACUCUUAGCGAGAUCGGAAGUAAGUUUAUCGUCGACGCCAGUAUAGAGGAGGAGUGCUGCACGGUGGGUCGCGUGACGUUCGGUGUUAACAAAGAUGGAAGUAUCAUGUGUACGCAAAAGGCUGGAAAAGGCACUGUUGAUCCGACCAUCUUGCCAGAAAUGUUAAAGAUCGCUCUGUCCUUCGGAAAGGAGUUAAUAACAAAUUUAGACGAAAAAGUCAAGCUGCAGAGGGAGCUAGAGGAGCGCGGUGGAUACCAAAAGCUCGGUUUCCUGGGAUCCGCUUACUAACAGCCUCACCGCAACCCUCUAAAAUAAAAGUUUCA